UCGUCUCGGACUCGGCUCGAACGCGAGGCAGCACUGCAGCAGGGCGAGAAAAAAAGGGCGACCGGCGGAAAAUAUCUGCGGGCCGGCGUUGCGAGAUGUCGUCGGCGAUGUCCCGCGCGAUCCGGGCCUGCGCGGCCGGCGCCGCGGCGUCGAGGAGGGGCCUGGCGUCCGUGGAGGCGAUGGGGGCGGCCAAGGGGGCGCCGCCCGCGGCGGGGCGAUGGGCCGGGCGCGGGCGCGGCGGCCCGGGCCCCAUGGAGGACGGAGCACGCGUGCAGUGGGUGUUCCUGGGAUGCCCCGGGGUCGGCAAGGGCACCUACGCCGGCCGCCUCUCGCGGCUCCUCGGCGUGCCCCACAUAGCCACCGGCGACCUCGUCCGCGACGAGCUCGCCUCCUCAGGCCCCCUCUCCAAGCAGCUUUCGGAGAUUGUGAAUCAUGGAAAACUGGUGUCUGACGAGAUCAUCAUAAAUCUGCUGUCAAAGCGCCUUGAGGAGGGAGGCGAGAAGGGUGAAUUAGGGUUCAUACUUGAUGGUUUUCCAAGAACUAUAAGACAAGCGGAAAUACUGGAGGGAGUCACAGAUAUUGAUUUGGUGAUCAAUCUCAAACUUCGUGAAGAGGCUCUGCUUGCAAAAUGCAUUGGUAGAAGGAAGUGCAGCCAGUGUGGAGGAAACUUCAAUGUGGCCUCCAUUGACAUUGAGGGUGAGAAUGGGGGGCCUCGAAUGUGUAUGCCUCCACUACUACCUCCUCCACAGUGCGAAUCAAAGUUAAUUACCAGAGCCGAUGAUACUGAAGAGGUGGUAAAGGAGCGGUUGCGUGUUUACCAUGAUUUGUGUGAACCAGUGGAGGAUUUCUACAGAGCACGGGGGAAACUCUUGGAGUUCAACUUACCGGGAGGUAUCCCCGAAUCAUGGCCAAAGCUGCUCCAAGCUUUGAAUAUAGAAGAAGAUCCUGAUAACAAUAGAUCUGCAGCAGCAUAAUUUUGUGAGUGUCAGAAAUGCGUAUUAUGUAUUUGUAGCCUAUGUCAAACAUAGUUACCCGAUAAGCAUUACUGGCAUCUCUAGAAAGUAGUUCAUUCAGGGCCAUUAUUUGAUCUGGCACUCAAGAUUUGUAUAGCUGAUUGAUCAUCGAUCGCUCAAGUUCGAUGGGGGUGUGCUAGUUGUAUUCUUAAAGGUGUAGCCUCUUAUGUCUCAAAGGUCAGAUGAUAAAUAACCGACAGUUGGCGGUUGGAGUCCGCUGAUAAAGGUUGUUGAAACAAGCAUGCUGCAAACAUUAUUUUGAAAGCAUUAUGCAUGCAGAUAAAUAUUUUUGUGGUA
Messenger RNA from Aegilops tauschii subsp. strangulata, 1310 nucleotides. Its product is annotated as probable adenylate kinase 6, chloroplastic. Gene Ontology annotation, biological process: nucleobase-containing compound metabolic process. Lineage: Eukaryota; Viridiplantae; Streptophyta; Magnoliopsida; Poales; Poaceae. Gene Ontology annotation, molecular function: AMP kinase activity; ATP binding. The record is from RefSeq and is a predicted model, not a curated record.